Dunckerocampus dactyliophorus (ringed pipefish) is the source of this 4652-nucleotide messenger RNA. It is a transcript of the gene parp16, whose product is annotated as poly (ADP-ribose) polymerase family, member 16. Bases 409 to 1395 code for a protein of 328 amino acids. The record is from RefSeq and is a predicted model, not a curated record. Lineage: Eukaryota; Metazoa; Chordata; Actinopteri; Syngnathiformes; Syngnathidae. Gene Ontology annotation, molecular function: NAD+ poly-ADP-ribosyltransferase activity; protein serine/threonine kinase activator activity; kinase binding. Gene Ontology annotation, biological process: endoplasmic reticulum unfolded protein response. The transcript is spliced from 7 exons. Gene Ontology annotation, cellular component: membrane; nuclear envelope; intracellular anatomical structure.
GACAGUUAGCCAUUCACUAGCCACGGUUUUACUGUAAAUUCGGGUUGCAUUCGUCGCUCAUACGUUGGGUACGAUUGCAAAACAUUUGUCGUGCGGAAGAUACAAGCGUAGCAAAGUCAUAAACAUGGCCGUUUUAUUCAAGAGUUAUCUAAAAUACAUACACGUUACAUCUCUUGCUUUGACCACGGACCGGAUUAACUAUACGACAUAUAUCGUAUCGAUCCAAACGUUUUCAGAUAGUCAUUGAACGCAACAGUGGCGUUGGCUGACGUUAGCUAUUCCCUGUUAUGCCGUGAGUUGAGCAAACUGCAAUUUUUCUCCCAGAUAGGCAUUGAACGCAGCAGCGUCGUUGGCUGACGUUAGUUUUUCCCUGUUGUGCUGUGAGUUGAGCACACUGAAGUGCUGGGAAUGCAGCUGCCGCUCCCACCUGAGGUGGUCAGAGAGUUAGUGUGCUCCUGUCUGCAUCGAGAUCCAGUGGCAGCAGAUCUUCGUUGCAGCCUGUUUGUUGCUGCUGCACAAAGCUACAGGAGGGACUCUUUGCUUCGACCCUUCCCUCCCCGGUACAUACAUGAGGACGCUAAAGACUUUGAUGCACUGCUGGCAGAUGUGAAUUCUUUCCCCGGUGUGAGAGUGUUGGUGAGACUGCGACCAGGAGAGAGACAGCACCAUGUCGCCCUCACACACUGGAUUCUCUCUUCCAAGAGCUUUGCAGUCAAGACGCUACAAAAGGACGAAUAUGCCAAAGUUUGUGCCCUGACAGAAAAUGAGAGUGUUUCUGCGCCAGCACCAGACUUCCUGUUUGAGCUGGAGUACUGCGACCAGUUGAAUGCAAGGUUUGAACGGACCAGAGCGGGCAGAGAUGUCUACUACGCCUUCCACGGAAGUCGCCUGGAGAACUUCCACUCCAUCAUUCACAACGGGCUGCACUGUCACCUCAACAAGAACUCCGUGUUUGGAGAGGGGACCUACCUCACCAGUGACCUCAGCAUGGCCAUCCUUUACAGUCCCCACAGCAGCGGUUGGCAGGAAAGCCUGCUGGGUCCGCUUCUCAGCUGUGUUGCCUUGUGUGAAGUCAUUGAUCACCCAGAUGUCAAGUGUCAGGUGAAGAAAAAAGACUCAGAAAUCGUCGACCGCCAGCGUUCACGGGCCAAAAAUAGCGAGGCAGGCGAUGUGCCGCAGAAAUACUUUGUGGUCACAAACAAUCAGCUUUUACGUGUCAAGUACCUGUUGGUUUACUCCCAGAGGAGACACCUGUCCCGAUAUUCCCACAGCAACUCCUGGUUCCUGAGACACCACUUUGCCAUCAUGAUGAGUCUCUACCUUCUGCUGCUCAUAUUCAUUGGCACCUUCAACUCCAACACCUUCAUAUCCUUUUGGAACAGACGAUUCAGCUGACAAGACCAGACUGAGCCACUCAGUCUUGAUCAACACUGUGCCUUCCGGAUCAGACUUUGACUGGAGGCCUCGACACCACUGUAUGCACAUUUUUAUACUCUAUUCCCUUUACAAGCCUGCCGUAUUUUAAUAACCCCUCCUCACUUUGUGCUUUGAACUUUGUGGCUUCACUCUUAUUAGCUUUUCAAAUAGAUAUUCAUAAAUCAGGCUGUUUUACAAAUACAAGGCAUUCAGAAAACGCAUUCAAAGAUGUGAUGAUGUGUACUCUUCUACACUGGUCACUAGGUGUCAGUAAUGCUACUGUAAUGUUUGGUGAGACACACAAGCGCCGACUUGGGGGCGGCAGCUGCGACAGCAGUGAAAUCUAAAACAAAGACAGCUGUAAAGACCCUUUAUGCUCAUUGAUCGGCCGAUUUAAAGCAAUAAGUGAAGGAUAGGCAACUCCAGAGUAAUUUACACUUACCAUUCUGUGUUGUGAAGGCGACUAAUCUCCUUCUCCAUGUCUUAAGGCUUAAGUCCAUGUUCUGCAAGUUCUCCAUUUCAUCUCCAAAGGGGUCUCCCUUCUUUUCUCCUGGAAUUCUAUCAACACAUCGUAGGGCACAUCGAUAUGAAUAUAGCCCCAAAGCCCCGAAGUUGUGCUGCACAACUUCACAAAGCUCCUGCCACAACACAGAGCACACUGCGUCUUUUUCCUGUUGCCUUGCGUUCACAGAGGUGUGCUAUUACAAAAGUGGUGCCCUAUCGCAUUGCUAAAGAUAUGGUCCCUGUUGCAAUGUUGGGGGGAAAAAAAACAGAUUUAAAAACCUACUGAAAACAAUGGACUCGUGAUGUCCAGUUAGCUUCCCAGUCACAAUUACCCUAAAUUCCAGCGUAUAAGCCGCAUGUGUCUACGUCAUAAAAUCAUACUAUGUGGUACACACGUGUCGGUGAGGACCAGGAAGCUCUUUAUUUGACAGGAGCCAAUCAUGAGCUAUGAAAAAACUCACAACAAGGUCAUUACUCAAUAUAACAGUGUGACUCACGGUGUCAUCUUACAAACAACAUUCAACUCAUCACACAGCAACUGAACACUCAAAAGGUACCUAGGAAAUAUACAUUACAAGUACCAAUAUGAGUUUAAAAUAACAAACAGAAGCUAUUUUAACAUCUACCCAUAAUGUAUUACUGCCAGAAGAGCAGUUCAUUGGAGGACAAGCAACAUCAAGCUCCGUCCACCAGAGGAGCCCGGAGCAGAGAGGGAGGCUGACAUCAUUGCAACGCCCCGAUGAAUGUAUUGUUCAGAUGCAAUGCCUUGGGGGAAAACCUUAAGAGUUUUUCUUUCAUUUCAAAAUCAUAUUGGUACAUGUUUGUAUAUUUGUCAGGUACACCUUUCGAGUGUUAAGUUGCAGUGUGAUGAAUUUCGUGUUAGUAAAAGUGAAGACUCACCUUGUGGAAAAAAUAUCGCUAUAUACAGGUAUAUCGUAUAGCAGUAUUCGACCUAAAUAUAUCAGGAUAUGAGUUUUGGUCCAUAUGUCCCAGCCCUUACACAUCGUUCUGUUCACUGUAAACAUCCUCUGUCUCGUACACCACUGCGUUUGUUUACCUGAGUGAUCGUACGACGAUGGCAUCACUUCCAGAAAUGAGGCUGAACAGCAAGCACUAGCUCGUCAUGGCUGGCGCCAUGAGCUGUAAAUGUCAUUGUUGCAAAUUUACUGUUGGCUUUAAAAAAAUCAACCAAUGUAGACGAUAAUUACAAACAAUAUAAAACAGAUUGAAGCAAAGUUGAUGAAUCGUGUCAGGGACCCUAGAAAAUGUGGCUGAGUACAGAGGAGCCAGGUGGUAUAUUAUGUCUACUAUGCAGUCCCUUGUUAUAUCAGGGGUCGAGCACCGCACCCUUACUAUCGCAGUUUUUCAAAAAAAAUAAUUGCAUAAAUGAUAGCAGUUUUGUGGUGGAUUUCGGCCUACUGACAGCAACAAAAAAUUGCAUAUCAAAGCAAAUUGCACAUAUUCUUUGCCUAAAUUAAGCAUUUUCUAGCAUGAAAAUGCCUAAAUGAAUGAAAAUACAAAUGUGAGGCAUUCAGAAGACGUGGUAUGCAGUGGAAUAUCUUGUGACUUGUGUCGCGCCUUUAAGGAGCGGGGCCUGGGAAGUGACGUGUGUGAUGUCAGCUAGCUAGAGCUGACUGCGUCUCGGUGAGCAGCUCCUGUUGUGUGUGUUUACGGCAUAUUUGUUCUCCACUUGUUAAUAAAGCGAUUGAAGCGCAUCGUGAGUCUCUCCUUGGGGCAAUAUUCUACACCGGUCACGAGGCGUCAUUCACGUUACAUUGAUGAGACACAAGCCACCACAGGAAGUACGCUGUCAGCGCUAACGUGUGAGUCUAUGAGUUGCAUCUUGUCUUAUUUUCUAUUAUUAUGUCUACUAUAUUGGGCAAUAGGAGUGUAAAGGUGACUUUGAGGGUUUCAUUUCAUGUCUAGAGGGCUCUAGUAAUGCUAAAAAAAAUAUUCAGAAGGUCGUUAAACAGGUUUGCUUUGCUCUGACUAUGAAAAUAUUUCAUUUAUUAAAGAAUCAUGCUUUGCCAAAAUUCACGAUCGGGUGUGGAACCAAUUAACGGCAAUAAACCAGGGAUUGCUGUUUUGGGUAUCCCUAGUGUAAAGGUGACUAUAGUGGUGUUAUUGCAUGCCUAGAGGCAUCUAAUAAUGUUAAACCUCGUAUUUAGAGGGUCUUUAAAAAGAUUUUCUAAAAUCUAAUUACGAAAAUCUAUCAUUUAUAAAUAAGGAACCCUACUUCAUGGAAAUUCACUUAUCAUGGUCAGGUCUGGAACCAAUUAACUGCAAUAAAUGAAGGAUUACUAUACACAUAGUCUCAAGAAAAGCUAUCGACAACUAGCACUCAUGGCUGAGCAGGAAGAGGCCAGGACAUACUGUAGUGCGUUGUUGGAAUGGUGGAGCCGCCAAUGCAGCUCCUAACUAAAACAAGACCGCACCUUUUUAAUGUAAAAAGCGACUCACCUCCUAAGAGCUGUCACAUGUCAUCAAUGUUACAAACUACGCUUAUUUUAAUAUUUACAGCAGUUUUACGCUGAAAUGACAAUUCAGAGUAUGCAUGAAGUCUUAAUGCUGAUCGUGUCCCUCCCUGUCAUUUUUUUCCCCUUUUAUUGUUUUUAGCUUUUAUUAUACACGGGUUAGCUUCUAUUUACACAUGUAUGGCAUUUAUGAAUGUUAAAAUGUUACCUUACAAUGGCAUUCACUCAAUAAAUGGUUUUAUGAUGGUCACAAAUUGA